This is a messenger RNA of Chaetomium globosum CBS 148.51, 1554 nucleotides long. RefSeq lists its product as uncharacterized. Gene Ontology annotation, molecular function: protein binding. The record is from RefSeq and is a predicted model, not a curated record. The transcript has 8 exons. Bases 1 to 1554 code for a protein of 517 amino acids. Gene Ontology annotation, cellular component: nucleolus. NCBI's taxonomy places the organism in Eukaryota, Fungi, Ascomycota, Sordariomycetes, Sordariales, Chaetomiaceae. Gene Ontology annotation, biological process: ribosomal large subunit assembly.
AUGGCUACAGUUGCACCACCACCAUCAAAAAGGCAAAGGAGAGAGGAAAUUGAACGCACAACAACACAACAAGAUGUUGCGCCACUCCUUGCGACCGACCUUGGGUCGUUCAAGGCCAACUUCGUCGACAGCGACGGCAACCAGAUGGCCGACGUGAUCGAGAUCAAUUUUGGCGAUGCUACCGAGAAGAAUGUCUCGACGCUCUUGAACACAUUGUUGGGGAGGGACAGAGAAGACUUCACCCCCUAUCGGUUCCGCAUCCACAUCCCAGGCAAAGACGUUAUCAUAGACCAAUAUCCCACCGAUUUGCUCGGCCUACUUCAAAAACAUGGAGUUACCAACCCCUUUGAGACUACCAUUACCCUCAGCGCCGAACCACAAGCCGUCUUCAAGGUCCACGCCGUCUCGCGUCUCGCGCAUCGUAUCCCCGGCCACGGCCAACCCAUCCUUGCCUGCCAAUUUUCCCCUAUAAACUCCAGCCGUUUAGCCACCGGCAGCGGCGACAAUACGGCCCGCAUUUGGGACACGGAUUCCGGCACACCGAAACACACCUUGAAAGGGCAUACUGGCUGGGUUUUGGGAGUCAAUUGGAGUCCUGAUGGUAAACAAUUGGCCACCUGCUCUAUGGAUAAGACAGUCCGGAUAUGGGACCCCGAAACGGGGAAGCCGGUCGGGCAGGAUUUCAAGGGGCACGCUAAGUGGGUGCUGGGCGUGGCAUGGGAGCCGUAUCACCUAUGGAGAGAUGGAACCGCCCGCCUCGUGAGCGCAAGCAAGGAUGGUACAUGUAGGAUAUGGGUGGUGAACUCGGGUCGUACAGAGCACGUCCUGAGCGGCCACAAGGGGUCGGUGAGUUGUGUACGGUGGGGGGGCACUGGUAUGAUCUACACAGGAUCCCACGAUAAGGCUGUCCGAGUUUGGGAUGCCGUGAAGGGCACAUUGGUGCACAGUUUCACUGCCCACGGACACUGGGUUAACCAUAUUGCCUUGUCGAGCGACCACGCCCUACGGACUGCUUAUUUCGACCAUACUAAGGAGAUCCCUGACACCGAAGAAGGCAAGCGGGCGAAGGCGAAGGAGAGGUUUGAGAAGGCGGCCAAAAUCCAGGGCAAAGUUGCCGAGCGAAUUGUGUCAGCCAGCGAUGAUUUCACCAUGUACUUGUGGGAUCCGACCAACAACGGCAACAAGCCAGUUGCGAGGCUCCUGGGUCACCAAAAUAAGGUGAACCAGGUACAGUUUUCCCCUGACGGGACGCUUAUCGCCAGCGCGGGGUGGGACAACAGCACGAAACUCUGGAAUGCCAGGGAUGGCAAGUUUCUCAAGAGCCUGAGGGGCCAUGUCGCACCAGUCUACCAGUGUGCCUGGUCCGCCGACAGCAGGCUCCUCGUCACAGGCAGCAAGGACUGCACGCUCAAGGUGUGGAAUGCGCGCAACGGCAAUCUCGCCAUGGACCUACCGGGCCACGAAGACGAGGUCUACGCCGUCGACUGGGCGGCCGACGGGAAGAUGGUCGGCUCGGGCGGGAAAGACAAGGCCGUGAGGACGUGGAGGAACUGA